GUUAGUUGAUAACGUGAAUUAUUAUUGUAAAUAUCGCAAAAGAUAGUUUACUAUCAAUGGGAACCUCCUAAGUAGCGAAAGCUGUUACUGGUACUGUAAAACAGAUUUCGCCAGCCAAAAUGCAUCCCGUUGCACUGUCAGCCAGCUCUAAUUCGGCUUUUAGCAAACUAAGUCCGACAAAUUCGGAGACGAAUUCGGACUCUCAUACAGAAAAAGCACCACAGAAUAUGUCAUCGUCACAGCCAUCGCCAAAAUCAUCGACUGUCACAUCAUCAUCGUCAUCACCCCCGGCUCAGAAACAUGUGCUCAAAUUCAGCGUGGACUCUAUGCUCUCAGAAAAGUGUCCCCCCUCUCGGGAGGAAAGUAGGGAGAGGUCUCGCUCUCCUGACUCUGUGACGUCCGAGGACGAGAGUCCCCGGGAAUCCUCUCCAAAAAUUAACUCUUCUAUGACUCCUUUCUCCAUGGACGGAAUACUCAACAAACAGCAUUCGAUGCUCCGAUCGGACGCGGUCCCUUCUGCCAUCAUGUCACACGUGGCCUCGGAACGUUGGAACGGUUUCUAUGGAAAUACCACAUUUCCCUGGCUUCCUGGUUCCAUAUCCCCGCCAAAAGUCCCUCCUAGUCCCCCCAGAAUCAACCCCCAGAAAUGCACACUACGGAAGCACAAGACCAACCGGAAGCCCCGGACACCCUUUACCACGUCCCAGCUCCUGGCCCUGGAACGGAAGUUCCGCCAGAAACAGUACCUGUCCAUAGCGGAGAGAGCGGAAUUCUCGGCUUCACUGAACCUCACCGAGACCCAAGUCAAAAUCUGGUUCCAAAACAGGAGGGCCAAAGCCAAGCGUCUCCACGAGGCAGAGUUAGAGAAACUGAAAAUGGCGAGCAAACCCAUGCUUCCGCCCGCCAUUGGAGUGACUUUUCCCGCCGCAGCAGCGUUGUAUGGACAAUAUGCUCGACCCCAAGGCUUCCCUCAUUCAUUCCUUACCCCGUUUAGCUACGCAUUAACCCCAAGUAAUAUGGGGAUGUCAUUUCCUCAUUGACAGUUUUUACCUCAGAGUAAAAAAAGGACCAUUUUGAGUGUGUGGUCAUUGUGACUGGACUAGGGUCACGUGAUUUGAGCGACCGUACUGUCUCCCUCAGUGACAAAUCAGGAGGUGUGUGCCAAAGAUGGAUAGAUCCGUCACCCAGACAGGGCAUUGUGGAUGUAGUGCUACCCGACUCUUGUAGUGGCGCUGAGUGCCAGCGCUGUGCCGUAGGGUAACUAUUCUAUGGUAACUGUUCUAUCAGAAGCUGUUCCCGGUCCCUGCGGGAUUAGGACGUAUUCAGAACUUUCAAUGGGAUCUUUCUUCCCGUUUUGUAAGACAUGAUGUAAGUUCUAGCAAUGGGUGUUCUGUGAAAAGAACAUGUUAAUUUUUUUUUUAUCAAAUAGAAUUUCAAAUUAAAAGCCAAAUUGAAUUUAUUAAAACCGCUGUCAU
Magallana angulata is the source of this 1475-nucleotide messenger RNA. RefSeq names its product homeobox protein MSX-3-like. The transcript is spliced from 2 exons. Gene Ontology annotation, cellular component: nucleus. Gene Ontology annotation, biological process: regulation of transcription by RNA polymerase II; embryonic morphogenesis. The record is from RefSeq and is a predicted model, not a curated record. Gene Ontology annotation, molecular function: DNA-binding transcription factor activity, RNA polymerase II-specific; RNA polymerase II transcription regulatory region sequence-specific DNA binding. NCBI's taxonomy places the organism in Eukaryota, Metazoa, Mollusca, Bivalvia, Ostreida, Ostreidae. The coding region runs from base 120 to 1040 and encodes 306 amino acids.